Molecule: messenger RNA, 3325 nt
Organism: Panicum hallii
Lineage: Eukaryota; Viridiplantae; Streptophyta; Magnoliopsida; Poales; Poaceae
Product: protein argonaute 7
Exons: 3
Coding region: 112-3207 (1031 amino acids)
Biological process (GO): regulatory ncRNA-mediated post-transcriptional gene silencing
Cellular component (GO): cytoplasm
Molecular function (GO): RNA binding; protein binding
Source: RefSeq, a predicted model, not a curated record
CUGCGAUCCUGCUGCCCCCGGAAGAAGCCGCGUACCAGUACCAAGUACGAACACAUUGGAUUGGGUUGGUGCUUGCUUCAACUGCCCGGUGGUGGUGGAAGAAGCUUGGCCAUGGAGGGGGAUGCGGUGGCCAAGAACGAGGGGAAGGUUGGAGGCGGCGGCGGCGGCGGAGGGGUUAGCAAUGGCGCCGGUGGCGCGAACGGGAGGAGGAGGUGGAAGGGCGGCGGCGGCAGGCAGCACCCGAUCAUCCAGGCCUACCCCGCGCUCCUGCCGCUGCCGAUACACGCCUCCCACGCGCGUCGCAACGGCGCCGUCGCGCUCCCGCUGCCGCCGCCCGUGCUGGUCUACCUGCACCAGCCGCCGCCGCCGCUGCUGUUCCCCAAGGCGGCGGCGUGCUACGGGAAGCCCAACGGCGUUCUGCCGCAGAGGGGGCCCGCGUGGAGAUCGAGGAAGCCGCCGCCGCCGCCGCACGCCGUCACCGCCGCGCUGCUGCCGCUCCCGCACGAUAGCGAGCUGCUUCAGCACAAAAGGUGCUUCAUUCGUGAGAGCCGAACAUCUGACGUGAAAGCAAAUCAUGUGAGCACCCAUCAGAACUCAUCUAUCGACAUGCAUGGAGUCACCAUUGCACCCAGACCUGACGGGGGUGGAGUUAAGGGAAAUGUAAUUCCUCUCUAUGCAAACCAUUUCCUUGUGCGUUUUGAUCCUGGAAAGAAGAUUUUUCAUUACGAUGUUGACAUAUUCCCACACCAUUCAAAAGAAACAGCAAGAAUGAUCAAGAACAAGCUAGUUGAAGAAAAUUCAAGUGUCCUCUCAGGGGCCCUGCCAGCCUUUGAUGGCCGCAAGAAUCUGUUCAGUCCAAUUGAGUUUCAACAAGACAGGCUUGAGUUCUUUGUUAGUCUUCCAGCAGCUGCAUCGGCACGAUUUAUAGCAGCUAAAGAGAGUGGCCACAUGCUUAACAAGCAGAAUCAUAAGGUUUUCAGGGUGAACCUUCGGUUGGUUUCAAAGCUAAGUGGUGAGGAGUUGAACAAGUACUUGAAUGAAGAGAAGGAUGGUAUUCCUCUUCCUCAAGAUUACCUUCAUGCAUUGGAUGUCAUCCUGCGGGAAGGUGCUAUGGAAAAUUCUAUUCCCAUAGGCCGGUCAUUGUAUUCACAUUCCAUGGGAGAAGCAAAGGAGAUUGGUGGUGGGGCUGUUGUAUUACGAGGUUUCUUCCAGAGCUUGAGGCCGACAAAGCAAGGUCUUGCCCUCAAUGUUGACCUCUCCCUUACAGCUUUCCACGAAAACAUUGGCAUAAUUGCAUACUUGCAGAAGCGCUGUGACUUCAUGAAGGACCUUUCACAGAUGAAGACCAGGGCUUUGGCAGAAGAUGAGAGGAGGGAGGUAGAGAAAGCAUUGAAGAAUAUUCGAGUUUUUGUGUGCCACCGUGAAACUGAUCAAAGGUACCAUGUGCAUGGCUUGACUGAUGAGACGACAGAGAACCUCAAGUUUCAAGAUCGCAGUGGGAAGGAUUAUACGGUGGUGGAUUACUUCAAGGAGCACUACAACCAUGAUAUCAAAUUCAGGAAGCUUCCCUGCUUGCAAAUUGGUAAGAGCAAGCCGUGCUAUGUGCCAAUGGAACUGUGCAUGGUUUGUGAGGGCCAGAAGUUUCUUGGCAAGCUCUCAGAUGAACAGACCUCCAAGAUGCUCAAGAUGGGUUGCCAAAGACCAAGUGAAAGAAAGGGAAUUAUAAAGGGUGUUGUUGAAGGAACAUUUGCUGCAAGAAGCAAUUCAUAUGCUGAUCAAUUCAGCCUGCAAGUGUCCAAGGACAUGACACAGCUCUCAGGGAGGGUUCUCUUGCCACCAAAACUGAAGCUUGGCAAUGGAGGGCGCAUCAAGGAUAUAAUACCAGACAGAUUUGAUCGGCAAUGGAAUUUGAUGGACAGCCAUGUUGCUGAGGGUUCCAAGAUCAAGAGCUGGGCCUUGAUAAGCUUUGGUGGCAGCCCAGAGCAUCAAUCAUUUGUUCCAAAGUUUAUCAACCAGCUAUCAAGCCGAUGUGAGCAACUUGGGAUUCUACUCAACAAGAAAACUGUUGUUAGCCCUUUGUUUGAGAGGAUUCAACUGCUGAACAAUGUUGGCAUUUUGGAGAGCAAGCUGAAGAAAAUUCAGGAAGCCGCCUCGGGCAAUUUACAGUUGCUAAUCUGUAUCAUGGAGCGGAGGCAUCGGGGCUACGCUGAUUUGAAGCGCAUUGCAGAAACAUCCAUUGGUGUCGUGACACAGUGUUGCCUGUACUCCAACUUAACCAAGCUGAGCUUUCAGUUCUUGGCCAAUCUAGCACUGAAGAUAAAUGCAAAGCUCGGUGGCUGCAAUAUUGCCCUCUACAACAGCUUGGCAUGCCAAAUUCCUAGAAUAUUUUCGGACAAGGAGCCAGUGAUGUUCAUGGGUGCUGAUGUGACUCACCCACAUCCCCUGGAUGACUCGAGUCCAUCUGUGGUUGCCGUAGUUGCAAGCAUGAAUUGGCCUUCAGCAAAUAAGUACAUCUCCAGGAUGAGGUCGCAGACGCACCGCAAAGAAAUCAUUGAGCACCUUGAUGUGAUGGCUGGUGAACUGCUUGAGGAGUUCGUGAAAGAAGUCGGCAAGCUCCCAAGUAGAAUCAUAUUCUUCAGAGACGGUGUGAGUGAGACGCAGUUCUACAAGGUACUGACAGAGGAGUUGCAGGCAGUGCGUUUGACAUGUUCAAGAUACCCAGGCUACAAGCCAUCGAUCACGUUUGUCGUGGUUCAGAAGAGGCAUCACACAAGGCUCUUCCACAGGGAGAAGAAUGGCGGCUCGACACACUACUCUGACCAGAAUGUGCCACCGGGGACAGUGGUCGACACCGUGAUCACACACCCGAGGGAGUUCGAUUUCUACCUGUGCAGCCAUUGGGGCACAAAGGGGACGAGCAGGCCGACGCACUACCGAGUUCUGUGGGACGAGAACAACUUCAAGUCCGACGAGAUGCAGCAGCUGAUACACAAUCUUUGCUACACCUUUGCGCGGUGCACCAAGCCUGUCUCUCUCGUCCCACCGGCGUACUACGCUCACCUCGCGGCAUAUAGAGGAAGGCUGUAUCUUGAGAGAUCGGACUCAUCGGACACCAGCCGGACAACUCUGUACAGAGCCACGCCAUUGCAGACUGUCCCACUCCCCAAGCUCCGAGACAGUGUUAAGGGGCUCAUGUUCUACUGCUGAUCUUCUGAUUUACCAUCGUUAUAAAUAGUAUUUCUCUCAUUUCCUUCACCAUAUUUUUCUGCCUUUUAUGUAGCGCCAUGUAUUAUUUCGGAAAGGCAAAAUAGCCAUUUUCAUCCCU